This is a messenger RNA of Helianthus annuus (common sunflower), 759 nucleotides long. RefSeq lists its product as uncharacterized. The record is from RefSeq and is a predicted model, not a curated record. The transcript has a single exon. The coding region runs from base 1 to 759 and encodes 252 amino acids. Gene Ontology annotation, molecular function: nucleic acid binding; RNA-DNA hybrid ribonuclease activity. Lineage: Eukaryota; Viridiplantae; Streptophyta; Magnoliopsida; Asterales; Asteraceae.
AUGGGUGCCUAUGAAAGCACUGCAAGGUCAAAUGGAACGAAGGAGGAGGAGGAGGAUGAGGCGAUGAUGAGGCUCAUAGCAUCAGCUAUGUUCGGAGCUGUGGCUAUUUGGGGCGCUGCUAAAAUGGUCGACAACACAGACACCCAAGAAAGAAACCGUCAGUCGUUGGUUAAUUCUAGUUUCAUAAGACCAGAGGGCUUAAACCAACGUAGCAUAUGGUCUCCUCCUCCUCGAGGUCGCUUCAAAAUGAACACAGAUGGCGCAUGCCGUCCCACACCCGUAGGAAUAAUGCUUUCACGAGAUUGUGUCGUCCAACGGGGACCAAGUGGGUAUGGAGGAAUCCUUCGAGAUCAUAAUGGCAAAUGGAUUCGAGGUUUUAUAGGGUUCAUUGGUGUGGCUGAUUGUCUUACAUCUGAGCUUCAUGGUAUUCUUAAAGGGUUAGAGAUUUUAGAUGAAUUUGACCUCAAAGGAGCCAUUCUUGAAACCGACAGUCAGGCUGCAUACGAGUGGGUCACUCGACAGGGCGUUAUCCGUGGCAAAAGUGAAAUCAUCCAUGCAUGCUGGUCUACCAUCAUGGAGUGCAGGCAACUCAUUCGCAAGAAUUACAUAGAUGUCAGCCUUGUUCCGGGAGAAAAGGCCAACCGGUGUGCGGAUAAGCUCGCCGAUAUGGCCAUUGAAGCAAGAUAUAAGUAUUUGGAAAUCAAAUAUCCUCCUCCUGAUUUAAAGUAUCUUGUUGAAAAAGAUGCUAAAUUUGUGUAA